GUUUAAAUCUUUCAAGUGAACUUUUCUCUGAUAAAAAAUAACAGAGUCCUUCGAUGGGGAGUUACAGGAUGUGUGUGUGCUUUACUAGGAAGUUCAAAGUCACCGAGGCAGCACCACCACCGGACGUCAAUGAUGCAUUCAAGAAGUACGCCGAGGGUGGUCCCCACAUGACGGCGGAGCAGCUGCAUCGGUUCUUGGUGGAGAUGCAGGGGCAAGGCGGUGCAACGGUGGCGAAUGCAGAGGGGAUUGUUCAGCAGGUGCUGCAAAAACGGCAUCAUAUGGCCAAGUUCAGGAGACGCAGUUUAACCCUUGAUGAUUUCCACCAUUACUUGUUUUCUGCAGAUCUGAAUCCGUCCAUUGGUGACCAGGUCCACCAUGACAUGACAGCUCCAUUGUCCCAUUAUUUCAUAUACACCGGCCACAAUUCAUAUUUAACUGGGAAUCAGCUAAGCAGUGAUUGUAGCGAUGUGCCCAUCAUAAAGGCAUUGAAGAGAGGUGUAAGAGUGGUGGAGCUUGAUAUAUGGCCCAAUUCCACCAAAGAUGAUGUUCAUGUUCUUCAUGGAAGGACUUUGACAACUCCUGUUGAACUCAUCAAGUGUUUAAAAUCCAUUAAAGAACAUGCCUUUAGUGCAUCACCUUAUCCUGUUGUAAUUACUCUUGAAGACCACCUAACUCCAGAACUUCAGGCAAAAGUUGCUCAGAUGGUUACUCAAACGUUUGGGAAAAUGCUGUUUCACCCUGAUUCUGAAUGUCUGAAAGAAGCCCCUACGCCGGAGGAUCUCAAGUAUCGGAUUAUUAUUUCGACAAAACCUCCCAAAGAGUACCUUGAAGCCGAAAGUAAUAAGGACAAAAUGAAUAAUUUUCAAAAGGGGAAGGAGUCUGAUGAUGAUGUUUGGGGAAAAGAACCAGCAGGGCUUACAGGUGAUCCAGAAGAUGACAAGACCGAUAGUGAUGGAAGUGAGAACAAUCGGGACGAUGAAGAAACUGAUUCAUUUGAACCCGAAUUACGCCUUUCAAGAGCACCUGCGUACAAGCAUCUUAUCGCCAUUCAUGCUGGCAAACCCAAGGGUGGGCUGAAAGAGGCACUGAAAGUUGAACCUGAUAAAGUCAGGCGCCUUAGUUUGAGUGAACAAGCACUUGAAAAGGCUACAAUGUCCCAUGGAACAGAUGUUGUGAGAUUUACUCAGAAGAAUUUCCUGAGAAUAUAUCCCAAGGGCACUCGGUUUAACUCCUCAAACUACAAGCCAUUGAUUGGUUGGAUUUAUGGUGCUCAAAUGGUUGCCUUUAACAUGCAGGGAUACGGUAGGUAUCUUUGGCUGAUGCAUGGGAUGUUCAGAUCUAAUGGAGGCAGUGGUUAUGUGAAGAAACCGGAUUUUCUGAUGAAUGUGAAUCCAGAUGGUUCGGUUUUUGAUCCAAAAGCCGACGUGCCUGUCAAGAAAACUUUAAAGGUGAAAGUAUAUAUGGGAGAUGGGUGGCACUUGGAUUUUAAACAUACACACUUUGACUUGUAUUCUCCGCCCGAUUUCUACACCAGGGUUGGUAUUGCGGGAGUUCCAACUGAUGAAAUAAUGAAGAAAACAAAGAAAAAAGAAGACAAUUGGACACCUGUUUGGGACGAAGAAUUUAUGUUUCCAUUGAGAGUUCCUGAAUUGGCUUUACUCCGAAUUGAGGUCCAUGAAUAUGACAUAUCAGAGAAAGAUGAUUUUGCAGGUCAAACUUGUUUGCCAGUCUCUGAACUGAAGCCUGGGAUUCGAGCAGUCCCCCUCUUCGAUAGAAAGGGGGAGAAGUUCAACUCUGUAAGACUACUUAUGCGGUUUGAGUUUGUUUGAGACUAUGAACAUGAAGAUAUGUAUUGCUUUAACCUAAUCUCUUUACUGUCACACGAUCACUUUACUUUCAAUUAGCUGUUUUGAUUCA
This is a messenger RNA of Hibiscus syriacus, 1917 nucleotides long. Its product is annotated as phosphoinositide phospholipase C 4-like. The coding region runs from base 54 to 1829 and encodes 591 amino acids. Gene Ontology annotation, molecular function: phosphatidylinositol-4,5-bisphosphate phospholipase C activity. The transcript is spliced from 9 exons. Gene Ontology annotation, biological process: phosphatidylinositol-mediated signaling; lipid metabolic process. Lineage: Eukaryota; Viridiplantae; Streptophyta; Magnoliopsida; Malvales; Malvaceae. The record is from RefSeq and is a predicted model, not a curated record.